AUGUGAUAUUCCCCCGUAUCAUGGUUCACCUAGGCUGCGACCAUUGCGAUUUAAGAUGUCAUCGUGGCCCAAAUUCAAGGGCUACACCGUCCCAUUCAAGCUUCCUCGCCGACAUAUCUGAAAUCUCAACCAAAAUUAUCUGCUUUAGUCGUCUAGUACAGGAUGCUAAGCACUCAUCAUGUCGGAACCGCAGUUCAUGCCUGAGGUCGCCCUAAUCACUGCCGCAGCAUCUAGCAUUGACCGCGCAACAACACACACAUUCGUCAGAGAAGGCUGCACGCGCUUCGUCCUCGGUGACCUCAACGAAGAAUGCCUACAGGGCACAUCAGCCGAGCUCACGGCCAUGAACCCUGCAGUGCAAGUCUUUACAGGACUUAUCGAUAUCUCUUCGGAGAGCCAGAUUAACGAUUUUAUCCGCAGAACAGUCGAGACCCUCGGCAGCAUUCAUUACGCAGUCAAUAAUGCGGGGACCACGAGUACCCCCCGCGUUAGGAGUCAUGAGCUCCCCGUGGAGUCGUGGGAUAAGGUUGUUGAUGUGAAUUUGACGGGCAACUGGCUCUACCAAAGGGCAAUUUGGGGCAAAUGAUGAAGCAGGAGAGAGAAUUACAGACGAGGUAUAUGAUUUGUUCGUAUAUACACUCUGUGGCGUGUGGAAACUGAUACUUAGAGGACUGGCUCGGGGCCACAACGUGGAACGAUAGUGAUUAU
Aspergillus versicolor CBS 583.65 is the source of this 708-nucleotide messenger RNA. RefSeq names its product SDR family NAD(P)-dependent oxidoreductase. Bases 179 to 586 code for a protein of 135 amino acids. The record is from RefSeq and is a predicted model, not a curated record. NCBI's taxonomy places the organism in Eukaryota, Fungi, Ascomycota, Eurotiomycetes, Eurotiales, Aspergillaceae. The transcript is spliced from 2 exons.